Dama dama (fallow deer) is the source of this 2802-nucleotide messenger RNA. RefSeq names its product mitochondrial fission factor (gene MFF). The record is from RefSeq and is a predicted model, not a curated record. Bases 791 to 1852 code for a protein of 353 amino acids. The transcript is spliced from 12 exons. Gene Ontology annotation, biological process: positive regulation of mitochondrial fission. Lineage: Eukaryota; Metazoa; Chordata; Mammalia; Artiodactyla; Cervidae. Gene Ontology annotation, cellular component: peroxisome; mitochondrial outer membrane.
GGGGAGGCCCCUGGUCGCGCUGAUUAGGAAGCAUCCUUGCUGCAGGUGUGGAUGUCGGGAGAUGGUCCAGCGUUUCCUUCCAGGAGCUGGAAACUGCAGAAAGCUCGGAUUCACCUUCCGUCAGCGUGUGACCUUCUUCGUCUGCAGGACGAGUUCCCCUUCUGUGGUAGAAGAAAACCCCUGGCUGCCUCCUACGAGAGGCAUUCUCGAGGGAGGAGAACCUUUUCAAAAGUGGUGGCGUCUUUUAGUUGCAGAAGAUAGAAAGCCUUAGCGCCUUUGUUUCAAAUGUAGAACCAGUUGUAUACAGGCCUCUCACCCCACAGAGAGACUUUAACUGAAGGAUCUUAAAUGUUUUCUCUCCCUAGAUGGAAAAAACAUUUCUUUCGGUAUUGAUUGCAUCACCUAAUGAGAUCCCAAAGGAAAAACCCUUAGGAAAAUAGAUUUCGGAGAGAAUUAGAACGAUUUAGUUGUACCUCGGAGCCUCUGCCCAUGUAAUUAAAUUGUGUGUAGGACCUGCUAUCUUUUUGGUUGCAAACACUUGGACAAAAGUGGCUCUAAAUCCAGCACGUGCGUACUGAGGCAAGUUAAUGGAUUUAAUAUGAAGCACAGAAGCAGAUAAUGCCAAAGAGCAAGCAGUAAUUGGUACACAUUUCUGGAAAAGCAGUGUCCGUGUUGUUAUGUACACCUUCAAAAAAGUUCAGAUCUGUAGGGGAAUUGUUGUGUAAAGUAAACAACUCCAGGGUAGCAGUAUUUUAAUAGCUUUUAUAGACGUGUAUUUACUGUAUUAAAAAUGAGUAAAAGAACAAGCAAUGACACAUCACUAGGAAGAGUGAGUGGGGCCGCCUUUCCUUCUCCCACUGCUGCUGAGAUGGCGGAAAUUAGUCGAAUUCAGUAUGAAAUGGAAUACACCGAAGGUAUUAGUCAGCGAAUGAGGGUCCCGGAAAAAUUAAAGGUAGCACCACCAAACGCUGACCUGGAGCAAGGAUUUCAAGAAGGAGUUUCAAACGCUAGUGUGAUCAUGCAAGUUCCAGAGAGAAUUGUGGUAGCAGGAAAUAAUGAAGACAUUCCAUUUUCAAGACCAGCAGAUCUUGACCUUAUACAGUCAACUCCCUUUAAGCCUCUGGCUCUAAAAACACCACCUCGUGUGCUUACACUGAGUGAAAGGCCGCUAGAUUUUCUGGAUUUAGAAAGACCUGCUCCAACCCCUCAAAACGAAGAAAUCCGUGCAGUUGGCAGGCUAAAAAGAGAACGCUCUAUGAGUGAAAAUGCUGUUCGCCAAAAUGGACAGCUGGUCAAAACUGACUCCAUGUGGCACAGAUCAGAUUCUGCCCCAAGAAAUAAAAUUUCAAGGUUCCAGGCACCGAUUUCUGCACCGGAGUACACUGUGACACCAUCGCCACCGCAGGUCCGGGUUUGCCCUCCCCGUAUGUUACCUGAAGACGGAGCUAAUCUUUCCUCUGCUCGUGGCAUUUUGUCGCUUAUCCAGUCUUCCACUCGUAGGGCUUACCAGCAGAUCUUGGAUGUGCUGGAUGAAAAUCGCAGUGUGAGAAGACAAAAUGAAAUACGUUGUGAAAGACCUGUGUUGCGUGGUGGGUCUGCUGCCGCCACUUCUAAUCCUCAUCAUGACAACGUCAGGUAUGGCAUUUCAAAUAUAGAUGCAAUGAUUGAAGGAACUUCAGAAGACAUGACAGUUGUAGAUGCAGCUUCAUUAAGACGACAGAUAAUCAAACUAAAUAGACGUCUGCAACUUCUGGAAGAGGAGAACAAAGAACGGGCUAAAAGAGAAAUGGUCAUGUAUUCAAUUACUGUAGCAUUCUGGCUGCUUAAUAGCUGGCUCUGGUUUCGCCGCUAGAGGUAACCUCAGCUCUCAGAAAUAUUGUCUCAACAGCUGGAAAUAUAAAGAAUUUGCAAACUUCUUUGUUUUCUGUCUUUGCAUUGUAUGCCGUUUCACAGUCCACGCCCUGAAAAUGUAUUUCACCCAGAAAGGAGGGGGAAGGACUUACAUUUGCAGAAGUAAAGGUAUAUUCUGUCUCUUGACUGUAUUUACUUUUAACCAGUUCUGCCAUAACACGUACUUAAAAUUCACACUUUGCAUGUUUUGUAAAUAGGAUCUAGUUGGGUUUUUUUUUUUAAGGAAUUUUUUUUUUGCCUCUUCAGUUGCACCACUAAUUCUGAGUGUGAGAAAGUGUAUAGAAAAUGGGUUUAGCAAAAUGUCUGUAAAGGAAAAAUAGUACUUCAUUUUGUCCUAUUUGUAGUGUUUUCUCAAACCCCGUUAGAUUAAACAAUUUAGUUAAUAGACAUUUUUGCAUCCACAUGUCAACAUUUAACACUACUGAAGUCCUGGUCUGGUGUCAGGUUUAAUGAAAUCAAGCCACCCCAUGUUUCAUGAUCACCUCCAACAAAAUAAUUCCUAACAUUUUAAGCAGUUUAUCUAAAAUGUGGGUAAAAACGUGCAUUUUUAUUUUUAUUUUGCAGAUGGUUUUCUAUAAAGUACAUUUUUACUAAGUCCGUGUGUGAAUGAUUUAAAAAACUACAGAAUAAGGUACAAAUGUAGUGUAUUUAAUAAACUGUCAACCAAAGCUGUAUUUGUCUGUUGAAAGAUUUUAUUUCAUCAUAUUGUGCUAUAUUCCAUGUCAUAUUUCUUUAUAUGCACCUAAGUCUUCCCAUCUCUGGAGCAACUAGUGCAGUUAAUGACAUGGCAGGUGGCAAGUCAGAUCUUCAUCCUGGUAGUGGUGGACACUGGUUUUGUUACAGCUGUUUUUCUAACAUGUAUUGUCUAUAAAGUGAUUCAGAUAGACGCAC